Dermacentor andersoni is the source of this 1353-nucleotide messenger RNA. RefSeq lists its product as uncharacterized. The record is from RefSeq and is a predicted model, not a curated record. NCBI's taxonomy places the organism in Eukaryota, Metazoa, Arthropoda, Arachnida, Ixodida, Ixodidae.
GUCUGCCUCGCCUGCGUCAAGCGCAGUGUCCGACUUACGAUGUAACAGUGGCGACGAGAAACGGAAAGCAAAACCCCUGGCAAAACCUUGAAGCACAGGACGGCAGCUACGCUACAAGGCGACGACUCGACGAUGGCACACCAGCAACUGCCCGACUUCGACGACGAAAGAGACAACUGGAAGGCCUAUGUUAUCAAGGCAGAGGCAUACUUUGAGGCAACGGGCGUGAAGGAGUCGGCAAAGAAACGGGCACUUUUGGUGGCAGCUUUAAGCACGCGCACCGUUCAAAUAUUAGCAGGACCAGUAGCGCCGAAGAAGCCGAAUUCUUUGGAGUACGAAGACGUCGUGAACGUCUUGGACGAGUUUUUUGAUCCCAAGCGCCAUGAGUUUACCGAAAGCUUCCGCUUUUUCAACCGCUGCCAGCUUGAUGUUGAGUCGCCGUCUACCACCACGCAGGUCACUGCUGACGCGUUUGCCGAGUUUACAGAUGUUUUCAGCUCGGAUCUGGGCCUCAUCAAAGGACCCGCGGCACACCUACAGCUGAAGGAGGGAGCCACGCCCAAGUUCUAUCACCAGCCGCUCCUGGGCCUGCUGAGACCGGAUCGGCCCACUCCGCCUCUGGCUGCUGCUCGCAUACAGCGCUGGGCGCUGUAUUUGGGAGGAUUUCGCUAUAAGUUACAGUAUUCGCCAGGCAAAUCGGGAACAUCGGAUGACUGGACUCUUGCACCAGACACAAAUGUUUACGUCCGUAACUUUGGUAAAGGUGAUAAGUGGAAGACUGGCACGGUAAAGUCAGCAGACGGAGCUAGGAUGGUGACAGUGGAAACGCCUGAGGGCCUCGUUCGGCGACACGUUGAUCAAGUUCACACAAGGAAAGACCCAAUGGCUACCCAAGGCCACAGGGAAACCGCGUCGCUGGAGAUCCGUGGUUGCACCACAUCGGACAGCAUCGAACAACAAUUCGACACUUGCCAUCUGGUGGACCCACAGACGGACCUGGUGACUGGUUCACUGACCCCCCUGGAAGUUUACCAGCCGCACACAGUCGAACUGGCUGUACCCCAGGCCCUUAUCCAGGAGCUGCAAAAUUCUGGAAACAAAGUCUACUUUGGUGUGAAAUCAAUAUCCUCAACAGGUGUCCCUUCAAAGAGAAACCAUGCCAUUUUCAGCGGCGCGGACGACACCGACGUCAAGGACGGGCUGACGAUAUAUGAAAGGGUAAGCGCCCACACUAAAUCGAACGAUCCCGCCAAACUGAGCCACUUGCUCUUCUAUCUUGCGGGUAUCGCCAGUCUCUGGUACAACAGCCAUGACACCAACUAUCGGACGUGGUGCUCCUUCAAGACCCCUUAG